UAGGAGCUUCAUGCUUUGCACUUUGACAUCAAGGACAUAACUUUGACACGUGAUCUCUUACAUUUUGAUAGCAGUUGAAUUUAGCAUUGCAGACCAACGAACGAAAAUGUCUGUGGCUGUUUUGUUUCUGUACACUUGUCUCACUGGGACGCUAUCAGGGCAUGUUUUGCCGAUGACCAAGCUUGAUGGCAGCGCCGAUAUAUCCAGCAUCAUAAACCACGUCGCCUCGCUUGAACACACUGUGACUGGUCUGCAGACGACGACUGGGCAGCUGAAAACAGAUCUACAGACCAGUAGGGCACUACAACAGGCAGCAAAUAGGGAAAUUGCCUCUCUAAAAGAUGAAGUGGCGUCUUUGAAGGCAGAUCUCAGGUUAUCGACAGAAGAACUGAACAUUGUGAAGGCGGAACUUAAGGAUGUCAAGCAGGGCAAUGGUAAUUUUCAGUUGAACCAAACGGGGCUGGAUUCUACAAGUGUUGGUUUGGCGUUUGAUACUCCACAAGUAAAUACAGUGCAGUCAGAUAUCAGGAUGUUAAGUAAUCAACUGAAGCUUGUAAACUCAACGUUGAAUGAUGUAAAGAGAGAAGCAGAUGGAUUUAUUCAAAGUUCCGCGCCAAUACUACAGUUAAUUGCACAAAAUCAGUUGACAGAAAACAUUAAAUCUGCAAAGGUUCUGGCACAGAAUACGUCUAACCAAAUUGCACAGCUUGCGCAAGACAUGAACACAACUACAGCAAACAUGCUGAGUGUCACACGUGAUCUACAAACUGUUAAGAAACAUCUCAGUCUUACAAGCGCGGGCGUAACAACUUUGAAAACUGACAUGGCAGUUGAACAGAAGCAAACUAUUGACAACAAGCAGUCCCUGACACAGAUUUCUCAGACGAUGCUGUCUUUAAUGGGAGAUCUGAACACAACCAAAGGAAACAUGCUUAAUGUCACUCAUGAUCUGCAGUCAGUCAGUGCAGAUCUACAAACUGUGAAGAAUAAUCUCAGUCUGACAAACUCGGACAUCACAGCUUUGAAAAGUGACAUGGCAGAUGAAAAGAAACAAUCUUUUGACAACAAGCAGUCGCUGAAACAGAUUUCUCAGACAGUGCAGUCUUUAAUUGGAGAUGUGAACACAACUAAAGGAAACAUGCUGACUGUGACACAUGAUCUACAGUCAGUUAAUGCAGAUCUUCACACUGUGGAGAGAAAUCUCAGUCUGACAAACUCGGACGUCACAGCUUUGAAAAUAGACAUGGCAGAUGAAAAGAAACAAUCUUUUGACAACAAGCAGUCGCUGAAACAGAUUUCUCAGACAGUGCAGUCUUUAAUUGGAGAUGUGAGCACAAAUACAGGACAUAUUCUGAAUGUCACUCAUGAUCUGCAGUCAGUCAGUGCAGAUCUACAAACUGUGGAGAGAAAUCUCAGUCUUACAAGUGCAGACGUCACAGCUUUGAAAAGUGACAUGGCAGGUGAAAAGAAGCAAUCUUUUGACAAUAAGCAGUCGCUGACACAUAUUUCACACAUGAUUCAGUCUUUAAUGGGAGAUUUGAGCACAAAUACGGGAAAUAUUCUGAAUGUCACUCAUGAUCUGCAGUCAGUCAAUGCAGAUCUACAAACUGUGAAGAAUAAUCUCAGUCUGACAAACUCGGACAUCACAGCUUUGAAAAGUGACAUGGCAGGUGAAAAGAAGCAAUCUUUUGACAAUAAGCAGUCGCUUACACAGAUUUCUCAGACAGUGCAGUCUUUAAUGGAAGAUCUGAACACAACUAAAGGAAACAUGCUUAAUGUCACUCAUGAUCUGCAGUCAGUCAAUGCAGAUCUAGAAACUGUGGAGAGAAAUCUCAGUCUUACAAGCGUAGACGUCAGCAGUUUGGAAAGAAACAUAUCUACUGUGGAAGAACAGAUCUCAAGCUUUCGUCCAGAACCAAAGACUAUUGCAUUCAACGUUCAUAGCCCUACAAUCAAGGCACCUGGAGACCUCCUGUUAUUUGAUCACGUUUUCUACAAUGCUGGGUCGUGCUACAACACGAGUACAGGGAAGUUCACUGCACCAGUCUCUGGAACAUACAUGUUCUGGACACAACUGGUACUGAUUGAAUCCAAGUCUCAAACGUUCAUUUACCUCAUGAAGACUGACGGGUGGAUGGCGAUGGACACAGAUGUCAAGGAUUACCAUGCCUCUAUUGUUGUUAUCGAUCAUGUUAACAAGGGCAGUGAUGUAUGGGUGGAGGCGGCAAGGUCCCACAACAUCACUAUGAGAGUUCCGUCAUCACGCUUUGGUGGAGUGCUAUUGUCAGUGGACUAACCUUCUGAAAAAGAACCUGUACCAGAAUAGAGUCAGUAAAGACGGUCCAAUUUCCUCA
Molecule: messenger RNA, 2354 nt
Organism: Haliotis rufescens (red abalone)
Lineage: Eukaryota; Metazoa; Mollusca; Gastropoda; Lepetellida; Haliotidae
Exons: 2
Coding region: 107-2296 (729 amino acids)
Biological process (GO): double-strand break repair via homologous recombination
Cellular component (GO): Smc5-Smc6 complex
Molecular function (GO): ATP hydrolysis activity; protein binding; ATP binding
Source: RefSeq, a predicted model, not a curated record